Molecule: messenger RNA, 1262 nt
Organism: Gossypium arboreum
Lineage: Eukaryota; Viridiplantae; Streptophyta; Magnoliopsida; Malvales; Malvaceae
Product: transcription factor JUNGBRUNNEN 1
Exons: 3
Coding region: 124-1083 (319 amino acids)
Biological process (GO): regulation of DNA-templated transcription
Molecular function (GO): DNA binding
Source: RefSeq, a predicted model, not a curated record
UAGCUUCUCUCUGUAAGUUUGAUUGACGAUUUCAUGCCACUGUACACACCAAAAUUGAAUGAUUAACACUAAUCUUUGAUUUCUUUCCCGAGCUUGAUCCACACUUAGCCAGCUUCGUCAAAGAUGAUGAACGUCGACGACGUCCAAGGUGUUAACGAUAACAAGGCCGAUCACGAAGAUAUUCAACUUCCUGGGUUCCGGUUUCAUCCUACUGAUGAAGAGCUCGUAGGGUUUUAUCUUAAACGCAAAGUUGAAAAGAAACCCCUAAGAUUCGAGCUUAUCAAACAGAUUGAUAUUUACAAAUUUGAUCCCUGGGAUCUCCCGAAAGCUAGCAUGGUGGGGGGAGGAGGAGAGAGUGAAUCGUACUUCUUCUGCAAACGAGGAAGGAAAUACAGGAACAGCGUGAGACCAAACAGGGUAACAGGGUCUGGUUUUUGGAAAGCAACCGGCAUUGACAAGCCUGUUUAUGCUCAAACAGGUGAUCAUCAAGGCCUUGCCUGCAUUGGGUUAAAGAAAACCUUAGUGUAUUACCGUGGAGCCGCCGGAAAAGGGACCAAAACCGAUUGGAUGAUGCACGAGUUUCGUCUUCCUUAUCCCCAUGAGAGUACCACUGUCGUCGCCUUUUCCAAUCCCAAAUUUGCUGCACAAGAAGCUGAAGUAUGGACCAUAUGUCGAAUCUUCAAGCGAAAUUCAUCACUCAAAAAACACAAACAAGAUUGGAGACAAGUCACAGCAAAACGAGCUUCACUGACAACAGCGCCAACCUCUCAAACAUGUAGUGUGGAGUCCAAAUCCAACGUUCAAGGGAAGUACAUUACCUUCGGUUCUCCAUUUAUAGUAGAUUAUCAUCAUCAUAACGACGAGGAGAAGCCAUCAAUGCUUGUGAAUCAUCAUAAUAUAAGUGGAAAGAACCAAAGCCAAUGGCAUGUUACAGAUAGAAUGAGUAGUGCUGCAAUGGCUCAAAUACCUUCAUCAAUGGCGGCAUCAUCUUCUAGCUUUUCAAACGAUGAUUUCUUCACUGAGGCCAAUUGGGAUGAGCUGAAAUCAGUUGUGGAGUUUGCUCUUGAACCCUUUCCUAUGUAAAUAUAUAUAAUAUGCUUUAUAGGGUUGCACCUUUUUUUUUAAUUUUGAUGAUGAGGGAAUAUUAUUAAUUAAUAAUUAGUUGCUAAUUUUAUAUUUAAUAAUGGAAUAUUUUAUAGAGACUGACAUGGAUGUACUCCAGUUUUUUUUUUUUUUUUUGUAAGUAUCUUUCUUUAUUUUUA